UUGCUAAGUUGGACGUAGCAGUAACAACCUCCAUCUUGUCUUGACACUUUUAGAGACUUUUUAACGUAUUUCAAGGGCCUAAUUCAAGAGAAUGGAUGAAUACCAGUCAGCAGAGGAGACUUCAUUCGUUGUAGAUGAAGUCAGUAAUAUAAUAAAGGAAGGAAUCGAGAGCGCAAUCGGAGGAAACGCAUACCAACACAACAAAGUCAACCAGUGGACUUCAAACGUUGUGGAGCAGUGUUUGAAUCAACUUACCAAGCUUGGGAAACCUUUCAAAUACAUCGUUACCUGUGUUAUAAUGCAGAAAAAUGGUGCUGGUCUUCAUACUGCUAGUUCAUGCUACUGGGAUAAUACCUCGGAUGGGAGUUGUACCGUGAGAUGGGAAAACAAGACCAUGUACUGUAUCGUCAGUGUGUUUGGCUUGGCGAUUUGAAGAAGAAUUCUGAAGAUUCAUUCACUAAAAAAGUCAUUUAUGAAAAACAUUUCUGUCAUGGACAAUUUAUAAAGGCCUCGAGUUCCUUCUAAUACCGUCCAGUACGAAACCAUAAACAUUUUCCCACCUUAAUUUAAACCAUAUUACUCCGGCCUAGAUUUAGAGUGCCUUGAUUAUUGUGAUGUCUUGAAAAUCUUUAUAUAUAUUUCAAUCAAGAGUCUUUCAUUUUUUAAAUAUUAUUUACCGUAUAUUAUUACGAUAUCAGUAUACAUCUACAACUCCUGAACAUAUAAUACUGUAUAUACAUAUGUGUGAUUUAGUAGUUGUUACUAUAUUAUGCGAGUUAAUUUUCUAUUAUUUUUUUGUACCAUUUAUGUACUCAGUAGCCAAGAAGCCGUAGAAAUAUUUUAAAAAAUUAAAAAAUUACUGGAUAUUAAAUAAA
Molecule: messenger RNA, 875 nt
Organism: Actinia tenebrosa (Australian red waratah sea anemone)
Lineage: Eukaryota; Metazoa; Cnidaria; Anthozoa; Actiniaria; Actiniidae
Product: dynein light chain Tctex-type 1
Biological process (GO): microtubule-based movement
Cellular component (GO): cytoplasmic dynein complex; cytoplasm
Molecular function (GO): dynein intermediate chain binding
Source: RefSeq, a predicted model, not a curated record